Molecule: messenger RNA, 2501 nt
Organism: Lates calcarifer (barramundi perch)
Lineage: Eukaryota; Metazoa; Chordata; Actinopteri; Centropomidae
Product: histone H1.1
Exons: 3
Coding region: 852-1928 (358 amino acids)
Biological process (GO): nucleosome assembly
Cellular component (GO): nucleosome
Molecular function (GO): DNA binding
Source: RefSeq, a predicted model, not a curated record
GGAAGAAAAAUGUUUUUAAAGUACAGUAUUGUUUUACCUAAGCACAGUUAAGCACAGUAAAUGUGCAUAAUUGUUUUAAAUUGAGCUCCUGAUUAAGUUACAUUGUAGUUUUGUCUCCUAAGUGAUGAAGAUCAGUGGAGUGCAAGUACAUGUCAUAUCUUGAAAAUGUCUCUCAUGUAAUAGCAUGUAAAUAUAAUCAGGAGAAUCUGAUUACUUCUGUCUGUCUUUUUACAGAUGCAUUAAUGUGUAAGCAGCAUUUUACUGUUCUAGUUGGAUCUAAGGAUUAUUUUCACUGUGGAUUAAUCUGAUUUAAUUUUUUUGUCAUUUAAUUCAUUGAUUGUUGGUUUGUGGAAAUUCAGAGAAUAAUGAGAAUAUAAUACAUAUCACAAUUACCCAGAGCCAAAAGUGAAACCAUUACAAGGAUCAUUAAAUAAAAAAAGAUUUUUACGGAAAAAGCAGUAAAUCCUUGCAUUUGAGAAGCUGAAACUGGAAAAUAUUUGGUAUUUUUGCAACAGAAAAAUGAAAAUGAUAAAAUUAAAUUCUUAAUUAAUUUCUGUCCAUUGUUACGGUUCUACUUGUGCUGUUGGAUAGUUUAAUUUAAAACAAACCAUCGUUCCAAUGCUGUUAAAUAAAUGUAGUGGAGUAGAAGUACUUAGUUACUUUCCUUCACUGAGUUGUGGACAGCCGUUACCCAGCAACUAGAGUGCUGUUAUUUUUCAAAAUAAAAUCGCAAACUUACCGUUCGAAAAUCAGGCCCUACCUUAUGUCUCUGUCAGACUUCCCAACAAUCAGCUGGAGCGUUUUCAUAUUUUAGUUUUCUUUUUGAAAUAUGAAAAAGGCCAACUGAAAACAUGCGGAGGAAAGCCACUGCCAGAAAAGCCUCAGAGAGGAGCGCACUAGGAAAUGUUUUUAUCAACGUUAAAGCGAGAGAUAAGACCCCUCUGAGGCUGAUAAAACAAAUAGGCAGACCAACCAAACCUCCGACUGGGAGAGGCCUCGGAAAAGCAGGAGCCAGACGUUUGGGCCGGCUAUUGAAACGGGCCAUCCAGAGUCAGGAGGAGUCCGCAGGGAAGGGACCAGCGUCUCUGCCGAAGACUCCCGUUCGCCUUUUCAAGCAUCAGAUUCAGACUGGGGCUGACAAUGCUUCCAAGACAAACACUGCACAAACAAAACCAGCCUCACAUCACAUCUCCCAGCUCAUCCUCAGCGUGGUUUCCAAGUGCAAACACCGAGGUGGCAUCUCUAUGGCGGAGCUCAAGCAGACGCUGGCUGCUGGAGGCUAUGAUGUCACCAGGAACAACAAGCAGGUGAACGUGGUGACCAGGAGGCUGGUUAACAAUGAGACACUAGUGCGAACAACGAGAAACACAGUCUUCAGGCUGAACAGUAAGAAAAAGACAGACACAACCCAUGUAAGGACGACGGCUGUGAAAUCUGUAAAACCAAAAGGAGAUCUGAAGCAGAGCAAAACAGCCAGCAAGCCCCCUAAAGACACAGAGAAGUCGCAGAGACAGGCCAUAAAGAAGCAAACUCCUAAAACUAGAGGCAAAUCACACAAACCAAAAGGCAAGGUGAGCAAACGAGCGGCCAAAUCAAAGAGACCAAGAGGCAAACCAUCAGGCAGAUCACAAAAACAAACAGCCAAGGCUCGCAGACCACUGGGCAGAUUGCUCAAAUCACGAAGGAGGACACCUAAAGCAAGGAGAAAAUUGCCAAAGCCAGCAGGGAAGAAACGCAGGUCUCCAACAAACCGAGCCGCACGGGUUCGAAAGGCACCGAGGACUCGGAGACGCCAACCAAAGCGAAACCGACAUCCAUAUAAAUCUUCCCAAAAAAGACAACCAUCAAGAUGGAGGCUUCCUAAAACACGAUCAAGAGCAAGAACAUGGCGACGUCAGACUGCCAGGAGAAGGUCUUACUACUAUUAGAGAGUGUAAUUUAUGGCAAGGAGUAAUAAACGGAAACUUUUCAAGCAAACUGAAGUUGUAUACUUUCUUUUUAUACAUCAGCUGGGAAAAUUAGUUUUUUAAAUUAUACUUAAAAGGUCUUUUUUUUUUUAUUUUACACUCAGGAUUAGGGAGGAAAAUUCAUGUACUUUCUCUCCCUGAACUCCACUCAGUCUAUAUGAAACCAAAUCACACAGUAUUUAAUCAAACAUUUUAAUGGAACUGUGUUGAGAUCCGUAGCUCCAGGAAUUGGUUUCAACAAUUGGUAAUGGUACAAGUCAUGCUUCUACAAGACGAGAGAGGACUGGGUACAAAAAGUUAUGUAUAUUCCAAGUGUUGGCCAAACAGCAUCAUACCACGUGUCUGUAGUCCACAUGGUCUCAUUGGAGAAACAAACAUUUGGUGCAGUGUUUCCAUCACAUCCAUUCUUAGUCCACUGAAAAAAUGUCCAUGGGGUCUACUGUCUCAUCAGUAGUCCAAUAAGUGUUUGUCACAGGACACCCCACACCUCCUCGAAGGCCGAGCACAUCUUAGCACAGGUCAGUGCGGCAGAGA